Chiloscyllium plagiosum (whitespotted bambooshark) is the source of this 3741-nucleotide messenger RNA. Lineage: Eukaryota; Metazoa; Chordata; Chondrichthyes; Orectolobiformes; Hemiscylliidae. The record is from RefSeq and is a predicted model, not a curated record.
CUGUGAGCGAAACAUACAAUUCACAAAGCCACUGCACAGUAGCAGCAUUAAACAACUUGCUUAACCUGCCGUGCAGGUAGUUGAGAUCUUUUGCGCUUCUAAGUAAUUUGAAAUAAGGCGGGCACUUUUGAAAAAAUGAUGGGCUUUGGCAGAUUUAGGAAUUUGUGUAAUGAAUGAACAAUGAUUUGACCCAAUUUAACAUUGUCUCGCGGAAUACGAGGACAGCUAAAUGGAGAUAAUUCUGGAAGCCAGCAAAUACAAGUGCUCGAUCUGUAGUUUUGCGGUCCUGAAUCACACUGGAAAAUCCACUUCACGUUUUCUACUGGAAGACCACUUCAGAGUACUGAGCAUCCGUAGAUCUGUACACCUUUGGACUGUGGGUGUAAACCCACGCAGACACGGGAAGAAUGCGUUCAAAAAGUUGCCCAAAGUUGGAAUCCAACCUUAGUCCUCUGUCGGUAUGAAAUAGCAGUGCUAACCACUGUGCCACAGCGGCGCCCCAUUUGGAUUGAAGGUGCGCAGCUUUCAAUUCAGACCUUUCCGUUGGGCACUGGCGAUGAUUUUUGCAAUCGAGGAAAUAAAUAACGAUACAGCUCUACUUCCCGGUGUCACACUGGGAUACCGCUUGUACGAUUCUUGUAAGUUGACGCAAUUAUCGCUAAAAGCAGCUAUGGCGUUUCUGAACAAACCCGAGGCAAACGAACCUUCUGUUAAGUGCAAAAACUCCUCCACUGUUUCUGCGAUUGUUGCUGAUUCUGGAUCCACGAGGUCUUUAGCAAUUGCACCUUCCAUCGGUACCUUCAGAAUCCCUAUGGUUAGUUACUUUGCAACCUGUGCGUGCCUGAGCAAUAGAAAGGAAUAUCCAUCAUUUUUUCGAACAAUACCAAGUGAUUACUAUCAGGCUAAAGCAUUAGCUCAGCUGGUGAAACAUUUUGGAUGGACCUGGAUCGGGACAGUUAAGAGUGACGAUGACUAUGGAAACUUUGGAAUGCUAGCAUUUGAAGAGGCAGUUCAACAGUUAGGCGUUUGUAUAGCCUUUUCCGCGUCAUUUCAUAUAACACAUGCUCAAGAGAAGUUAAUGAAAACCAUCGACACCAUAAAAACCUCUUCUACAAAAGUUGUCGUUGCCUUUGUGGGAGAAUCAAACAUGCGUACUCUACUAAAAGAAAUGAUUAGACAAAAUGUCAGCGGCAUACAAUGGAUUGGAACUGAAUCAUGGGUUUCCUCUUUGCUUCUUCCUCCGGAGGAAAGUAAAAAGAUUGCUACCGGGACAAUUGGAAUUGCAAUUCGUAAAUUCGGUAUACCAGGGUUGAGGGAGUUCCUAAUGAAAGUUCAUCCAACCUCGUAUCCAGAGAACCUCUUGGUAAAAAAGUUUUGGGAAAGUUGUUUCGGCUGCACUUUAAGUGGUGGAAACAAAACAUAUUCUCGAAAAACUGAAUCAGAUAUUAAGGAAUGCACAGGAAGAGAAAAUUUACAGAAUGUCCAAAAUGAUUUUACUGAUGUGUGGCAGUACAGAGUGACAUACAAUGUGUACAAAGCAACUUAUGCGAUAGCUCAUGCACUUCACAAUAUGGUGUCAUGUAAAACUGGGGAAGGACCUUUCUCCGAUGGGAGUUGUGCAAACAUUUCAAACUUUCAACCAUGGCAGUUGCUAUAUUACAUGAGAACAGUGAAUUUCAUAACCAAGAUUGGCGAAAAGGUUUAUUUUGACGAAAAUGGAGACCCUGUCGCAACAUAUGACAUUGUAAACUGGCAACCAAAUGCCCUCGAUGACAUUGACAUUGUAAAUGUUGGGCACUAUGAUGGAUCAGCUAGUUCUGGAAAAGAAUUUUCGAUAACAGAAGGGGUAAUUGUUUGGAGUGGCGGUCAGAAGUCGGUUCCUAAAGCUUUUUGCUCUGAAAGCUGCCAGCAUGGAACAAGGAAAGUAGGAAGAAAAGGGCAACCCAUUUGCUGUUUUGAUUGCGUACAAUGUGCACAAGGUGAAAUUAGUAACAUGACUGAUUCCAUUUCCUGCAUAAAAUGUCCAUUGGAAUUCAAAUCUAAUGAAAGGCGGGAUGAGUGCAUUCCAAGGGAAAUCGAGUUUCUUUCCUUUUCUGAGACAAUGGGAAUCAUUCUGGUGACACUGGCGCUGUUUGGAGCCUGCACCACUGUUGGUGUGUUCGCAAUAUUCUACAUCUACCGACACACUCCGAUUGUGAAAGCUAAUAAUUCUGAGUUAAGCUUCCUUCUUCUUUUUGCCCUGACACUUUGUUUUCUGUGUUCAAUUACAUUCAUUGGGGAACCUUCAGUUUGGUCUUGUAUGCUCUGCCACGCAGCGUUUGGUAUUAGUUUUGUUCUUUGUAUUUCUUGUGUAUUGAGUAAAACAAUUGUUGUGGUGAUGGCGUUCAAAGCAACAUUUCCCAGCAAUAAUAUGAUGAAGUGGUUUGGACCAAGACAACAACGGCUGAUGGUUUACAUCCUCACACUGGUACAAUGUGCAAUAUGUACUACCUGGUUAAUUGUAUUUCCACCUUAUCCUUUGAAAAACACUAGUCACUCAAAUGAAAUAAUUGUGUUUGAGUGUAAUGUAGGAUCUUUGUUAGCCUUCUACAGUGUACUCGGUUAUAUUGGAUUUCUGUCCUGUGUGUGCUUUGUGGUGGCGUUUCUCGCUCGAAAACUUCCAGAUAACUUCAAUGAAGCUAAACACAUAACGUUUAGCAUGCUUAUCUUUUGCACAGUUUGGAUAACUUUCAUUCCAGCGUACAUAAGUUCGCCAGGGAAAUAUGCUGUGGCGGUUGAAGUAUUUGCUAUUUUGGCCUCCAGCUUUGGUCUGGUUAUUUGCAUUUUUGCUCCAAAAUGCUAUAUUGUUCUUCUGAAGAAAGAAAACAAUACAAAGAGGAACAUGAUGGGCUUCCAAAAAAAGCUUUGAAAAUGUUCAUAAAUGAGGCCCGAAUAUUUUCGUAGUUAAUUGUUUUGUUCUAAUGAGAGUGAAUGGCAAUCCCAUGUGAAGAGCCAUAAAGCCGAAUGUUUUACCAGCACUCAUUUUACAUAAUUGAACAAAGCCACAAUGACCUGCAGGAAGUGCAAUUUUGUUGACAUUGUUGAUUAUUUUGUAAAUCUCUCCGAGUUUCUUUUAAUCAGAAUUGAAAACCAUGUCUGACCUAUUUUUAUUUAAAUAUGGUUCAAAGUCAUUUUUACUUUCCUCGUCUUGCCUUGAAUUUCUUCAUUGCUUGGAGUUUUGAUUUGCGACUUGCUUCAUCUAUCAAUAAAUUCUGAAACUUGGCCUAUUCAAGUGUCCAAAAUGGGUGGCUCACAUCGCUUUCGAAAAACACAUUAAUAAAAGUACCUUAACUGUGUUAAAUUGAGAUUGUGGGAGAUCGGUUUUGGAAGGGUGGGGUGAUUUUGGUCAUGGGAAAAGGGAUGGUUUUGGAAUCCUUGAGUUCACCAUUUUGGCGGUAAUGUGGAAAACUGAAUUUUCGGACUGUUUUAGAAUUAGUUUUCCAUUCAUAUUCCAAAGGAGCUCACAAAUAAUUUGCUUCUCCUGUUCUUCUCCUGUUGCAUAUCACUGAACCGCUGUAAUUCACUGAUACAUUGUAAAUUGGGCAUUUCAAAUUUAGCAAGUCAGUUCUGGAAUAUUUGCUCUUCACUCAGACUAUCACGUAGUAAAUGCAUAGAUUUCUACCUUGACUAUCAAGUACUGAAUGCAUAGUUUUCUACCUUGUUUGAAACCAAUUCAGAUUACAUUUUGUUGAUUUCAACACA